Messenger RNA from Fusarium keratoplasticum, 1272 nucleotides. RefSeq lists its product as uncharacterized. Lineage: Eukaryota; Fungi; Ascomycota; Sordariomycetes; Hypocreales; Nectriaceae. The record is from RefSeq and is a predicted model, not a curated record. The coding region runs from base 1 to 1272 and encodes 423 amino acids. The transcript has 3 exons.
AUGGGGGAACGUAUCAUCAUUCUCUACAAUGACUCGAUCGACUCUGAUAACUGGGCUGCCCAGAGAGCUGUCAUCAGAGCCACGUCCAGGGAGUCCAAUACGCGCAUCAUCUGGAUUUUUGAGCCUCGUCAGGUAUCUCUGGGCUUGAACAAGUCGGCUGAGCAGCAGAGCCGUUGUUUAAAGCUCAUCAUCAAGCAUUUCCCAGAUCAUGGAAAGCCCUUCAAGGUGCUUCUCGGUGGUCUUUUGACGGAAAAGGAUGUGCAGAGCGUCCCAGGGCUGAGCGAGGAGGACAAAGAAACUCUUCGCUUAGCCAUUAAGCCUAAUUACGGGCCCGAAGAAGAUGCAUUCUUACACAGAGAACUUGUCGCUUGGGAUCACGCAGCGGCGCUAAAUGAAUGGCUUCACACCCCUGUCGAGGUUUUCAUUGAUCUCGACGGCUUUGAAGAAGUCCACAACCCAGUGAAUCUCUUCUUCCACCGACAAGAAGAGCUGGUCGCUCGCAGCGAGAAAGAACUUCUUCGCUAUGGAAACAUCAUGGAGGAGCCACUACCGCAGCGACUAGCCAGCCUCAGAGAGUGGUAUAAGACCUGCACAAAGACAGCCGAGAAGGAAAUUGGAGGCGUCGGAAACUCGGUUAAGCAACUCGAGCUUGACUCACUCUGUGAAACCAUCAAAUCUGCAGAGAGCGUGCUAUUCCUCGGUGGCGCGUCUCUCGGAAUUCUUCAGCGGUUCAUCGACAAAGGCGUCGCUGACAAGGUCAAAUGCCAUCUGCAAAUUGGAACAUGCGACCUGGCUCUCAACCUAUUCCCUAACCAGUUCAACAUUGCCCUGAACCCCACAGCCGCCGAAUUCGUCUUCCAGCACUUCAGCGACUUCGCCGACUUUGUCGUAGUCCCAUCGCAUAGCGCACAAAAUGCCCAAUACUCCCUCGUCGGACUCAAGAAAGAAGGCGGUCCAACGAUGGAAAGGAGAUGCCUCGGCUUCAACUGCGGCGAAGAGCCCCUCAAGAUGGCAAGAGACCAAGUAUCACUGGACAAGAACUACCCAGAUAGGAAAGCACCCAUGUCAGACCUGACAGCAUUCCUAUAUGCUCUCAAGCCCGGAUUCGGCGACGCAAAGCUGGGCUACGUCCAAGUUGAAAACCAAAAGGGCACGCUCAUCUUCAGGAGGAGUGACUCGGGCAUCAAGAUGUACGAUCUAGAGGCGCCAAUCAAGUUUGAAGCGGACGAGGUUGUCGCCCUGCUGGACUCGCUGGAAAAGGAGAACGCCUAG